Molecule: messenger RNA, 3997 nt
Organism: Cynara cardunculus var. scolymus (artichoke)
Lineage: Eukaryota; Viridiplantae; Streptophyta; Magnoliopsida; Asterales; Asteraceae
Product: carbamoyl-phosphate synthase large chain, chloroplastic-like
Exons: 5
Coding region: 163-3687 (1174 amino acids)
Biological process (GO): L-glutamine metabolic process
Cellular component (GO): cytoplasm
Molecular function (GO): metal ion binding; ATP binding
Source: RefSeq, a predicted model, not a curated record
AGCCGAAAGGUAGGGUGGGUUCGGAACUCCGAAGCAUUUGGCUUAAAACCUAACCUUCUUUCUGUCUCAAGCGCCGCUCUGCUCUCUUUCCAUCUUCCUCUAUCUCCACCGUCGUAAACGUUACAGAUAUCCUCUAUCUUCACCGUCGUAAACGUUACAGACAUGGCGGUUCGCUGCUUCAGCCCCUGUGAAAAUGUCUUCAUCUCCUCCACCACCGCCACCUCCGCUUUCAUUUCCUCCAAACCCAAGUCUUUUCCUUUACCAUCAUUCUCAAUUAACAAGUCCAAGAUUUCCCACCACUUAUCGUCAAAUGUUUCUUCCAUUACAUGUAGCUCUGUUAAGACCAGCCAAGUGACCGGAGAUCAAAAAUCAAAUGUGGGUAAGCGAACUGAUAUAAAAAAGAUUAUGAUUCUUGGUGCUGGGCCUAUUGUUAUCGGCCAAGCUUGCGAAUUCGACUAUUCUGGUACCCAAGCUUGUAAAGCUUUGAGAGAGAAUGGGUAUGAGGUUGUUCUUAUCAACUCAAACCCUGCUACCAUCAUGACUGAUCCAGAGAUGGCGGACAGGACUUACAUUGAACCCAUGACGCCGGAGUUAGUCGAGCAGGUGAUUGCAAUCGAGAGACCAGACGCGAUUUUGCCCACCAUGGGUGGCCAAACUGCGCUCAAUCUUGCGGUGGCGUUGGCUGAAAGCGGUGUUCUUGAUAAGUAUAAUGUGGAGUUGAUCGGAGCGAAGCUUGAAGCUAUUAAGAAGGCUGAAGAUAGGGAAUUGUUUAAGGAAGCCAUGAAGAACAUCGGGCUCAAGACUCCUCCAUCUGGGAUUGGAACCACCCUUCAAGAAUGUCUGCAAAUCGCUAACACAAUUGGUGAGUUUCCUUUGAUUAUUAGACCGGCUUUUACUUUAGGGGGUUCUGGUGGUGGGAUUGCGUAUAAUAAACAAGAAUUUGAGGCAAUUUGCAAGUCUGGGCUGGCAGCCAGCGUGACAUCACAGGUUUUAGUGGAGAAAUCUUUGUUAGGUUGGAAAGAAUAUGAGCUUGAGGUUAUGAGGGAUUUGGCUGACAAUGUGGUUAUUAUAUGUUCUAUUGAGAAUAUUGAUCCAAUGGGUGUUCAUACUGGGGAUUCAAUCACAGUUGCUCCUGCACAAACUUUGACCGAUAAGGAGUACCAACGGCUUCGUGAUUACUCUAUAGCUAUUAUAAGGGAAAUUGGAGUUGAAUGUGGUGGUUCUAAUGUACAAUUUGCUGUGAAUCCUGUGGAUGGUGAGGUUAUGGUUAUUGAAAUGAAUCCUAGAGUUUCAAGGUCCUCUGCUUUGGCAUCAAAAGCUACUGGUUUUCCUAUUGCAAAAAUGGCUGCCAAAUUAUCUGUUGGUUAUUCUUUGGAUCAGAUUCCUAAUGAUAUCACAAUGAAGACACCGGCUAGUUUCGAACCUUCUAUUGAUUAUGUUGUCACAAAGAUACCCAGGUUUGCAUUUGAGAAAUUCCCAGGAUCUCAACCGGUGUUGACAACCCAGAUGAAAUCUGUUGGUGAAUCCAUGGCAGUAGGGCGCACGUUUCAAGAAUCUUUUCAAAAGGCGGUCAGAUCACUCGAAUGUGGCUUCUCUGGUUGGGGUUGUGCACCAAUCAAGGAACUGGACUGGGAUUGGGACAAGUUGAAAUACAGUCUCCGGGUCCCUAAUCCUGACCGAAUCCAUGCUAUAUAUGCUGCAAUGAAAAGAGGCAUGAAGGUGGAUGCCAUUCAUGAGUUGAGUUUCAUUGACACAUGGUUUCUCACCCAACUUAAAGAAUUAAUAGAUGUUGAGCAAUAUAUCAUGGCAAAAAGUUUAUCGCAGCUUACCAAAGAUGAGUUCUAUGAGGUAAAGAAAAGAGGUUUCAGUGAUAAACAGAUAGCAUUUGCUACAGACUCAACAGAGAAAAAAGUUCGUGUAAAGCGGUUGUCUUUGGGAGUUGCUCCUGCUUACAAACGUGUUGAUACAUGUGCUGCAGAAUUUGAGGCAAACACUCCUUAUAUGUAUUCAUCUUAUGAUUUCGAAUGUGAAUCAGCUCCAACCAAAAGAAAGAAAGUUUUGAUCUUGGGUGGAGGGCCAAAUAGAAUUGGGCAAGGAAUUGAGUUCGAUUAUUGUUGCUGCCAUGCUUCAUUUGCACUCCAGGAGGCAGGCUACGAAACCAUAAUGAUGAACUCAAAUCCCGAGACUGUGUCCACCGACUACGAUACAAGCGACCGCCUCUACUUUGAACCCCUCACAGUUGAAGACGUACUUAACGUCAUUGACAUGGAACGUCCUGAUGGCAUCAUCGUGCAGUUUGGUGGUCAAACCCCUCUGAAACUAGCUCUUCCCAUCCAACACUACCUAGAUGAACACAAACUCCCCUCUGCUAGUGGUGGGCAGGUUUCCAUUUGGGGCACAUCACCUGAUUCUAUCGAUGCUGCUGAGGACCGAGAGAGAUUCAAUGCCAUCUUGAAGGAACUAGAAAUCGAACAACCAAAAGGCGGCAUUGCUAAAAGUGAUUCCGACGCUCUUGCCAUUGCAUCAGAGAUCGGAUAUCCAGUUGUUGUUAGACCUUCUUAUGUUUUAGGUGGUCGUGCUAUGGAGAUUGUUUAUAGUGACGAGAAGCUAAUAAAGUAUCUAGAAACCGCUGUUGAGGUGGAUCCGGAACGCCCAGUUUUGGUUGACAGAUACUUAUCUGAUGCCAUAGAGAUUGAUAUCGAUUCACUUGCUGAUUUGCAUGGAAAUGUGGUUAUUGGUGGAAUCAUGGAGCAUAUUGAACAAGCCGGGGUCCAUUCUGGUGAUUCGGCUUGCAUGAUUCCUACAAAAACGGUUUCACGUUCAAGUUUAGAAACAAUCAGAUCUUGGACAACCAAAUUGGCUAAGAGGCUAAAUGUGUGUGGUCUUAUGAACUGUCAGUAUGCAAUCACAGCUUCCGGUGACGUUUUCUUGUUGGAGGCAAAUCCCCGAGCUUCUCGUACAGUUCCUUUUGUGUCUAAGGCAAUUGGGCGACCACUGGCUAAAUACGCUUCACUUGUAAUGUCGGGAAUUUCCCUUCAAGAUUUGGGCUUUACGAAAGAAAUCAUCCCAAAACAUGUUUCGGUUAAAGAAGCGGUUCUCCCUUUUGAGAAAUUCCAAGGCUGUGAUGUGUUUCUUGGACCGGAAAUGCGUAGCACUGGUGAAGUGAUGGGGAUUGACUUUGAUUUCGCUAUCGCAUUUGCCAAAUCGCAAAUAGCUGCUGGCCAGAAGCUGCCAGUUUCUGGGACCGUUUUCCUUAGUCUAAACGAUAUGACAAAGCCACAUCUUGCGAAAAUUGCACGAGCUUUUGUGGGGCUUGGAUUUACGAUUGUUUCAACUUCUGGGACUGCUCAUGUUCUUGAAUUAGAUGGGAUCCCAGUGGAGAGGGUGCUGAAGCUGCAUGAAGGACGUCCGCAUGCAGGUGAUAUGGUUGCAAAUGGACAAAUCAACUUGAUGGUGAUUACAAGUUCCAAUGACGAUCUUGACCAGAUUGAUGGCCGUCAACUGAGGAGGAUGGCCCUUGCUUAUAAGGUUCCGAUCAUAACAACUGUUUCGGGUGCUUUGGCUACUUGUGAGGCCAUAAGAAGCUUGAAAACCAGCAAGUUCAAAAUGGUUGCUAUUCAAGAUUACUUUUCAAAUGAUGAACAGAAGAUCGGUAAGAGUAUUGCGGCAAUCACAACCGAGUUGUAGUUAAAAUGGAGAAUCCAUUAGCACAUUUGAAGACUUGACUUCUGAUUAUGGAAUUUUUGCUUGGUUUCAACUCUCUGUUUUCAGAUGAAUGUGGAUUAUUGUUAUUAUUCUUUUCUAUCUGUACUAGUUCUUCUUCAGACACAAUAAAUUUUGGUACCAAGCAUUGAUGCUUGAAUUGGAGAACCAUUGAGCCAAAUUGCAAGCAUAGCAAUUUGUUAUGGAUGAUUACGGGGUUGAGGUCAUGUCUGCCUAUCUCAUAUUUUCAAACCCUACUUUCAAAUGUGAUUUACUGGGUCUGUUUGUUCUGGUU